Molecule: messenger RNA, 444 nt
Organism: Fusarium mangiferae
Lineage: Eukaryota; Fungi; Ascomycota; Sordariomycetes; Hypocreales; Nectriaceae
Exons: 2
Coding region: 1-444 (147 amino acids)
Source: RefSeq, a predicted model, not a curated record
AUGCUAGUACUUGCUUUGUUGGGCUGCUUGGCAGCCGUAGCUGAAGGGGCGUCGUUGGGCUGUGAGCAGCGAUUGGUCACUUGCAACCAUGUGUGGACAAACGCCGAGAUCGCCAAUCUCCCACAUGACGAGACACCCGUAGAGGGGGACGUGAAUGAUAUCAUUGCUCGUAUAGACGACUACGAGGAGGAAACAAAUGAGGAAGCAGAAUAUUGUCUCUGUGGUGAUCCAGUCAUCAGGGCCCAGGAUCCAUCUGGUGCGAUAGCAGCUACCUACAGCUGGGGGAAAAGGAUUGAGGUCACUUUUCUUGUGCGUAGGUUCAGAAAGACUUGUCCGCCUUCCCGCCUCGUGCGAGAGGUUUGCAAUGUUCAGCAGGGUGGUAAUAAUGCAUUCUGGGGCGUAUCUGUUGUUGAGAAUGGCAACGUGCACUGCGGUGAGCAGUAA